CUAAAACCGUUUUCUAAAAAAUGGAGGAGGCUACAAAAUAAGUUCAUUGUGCAACCAGCCAGCUAUUUGAAUUUGAAUUGGUUGCCUUGCUCAAUGGCAAGAGCAAGUGCUUCACAAUUCCUUUGUGAGAUUGUGAUACAUAGUAGUUGAUGUGAGGCUCAAAAUUUGGACUUCCUGCAUGGGCAUAAGAUGAUCUUGACAUUCAAAGGAAAAUUCCAAAUGAGGGUUUUUCCAGGGGCACCAACUUUCAAGGAUCAUGAAAAACAUUGGGAGAUCCAUGGAGCCCUGGUCUUGGGCCUGCUCCUUUUAGUCUCCAAUAAGCGAUCAAAGGAGAAUAAACAAGAUUCCUUGCUUGUUGCUUUCAAGCAAGCAAUAAAAAGAAAACGUACGGUAUUGGUUUGGGCACAGUUAAUGGCUUUAGCUUCUUCUAAGCUUCUCAGGGUAACUUUAACAAUGUGGUUUAAAUAGCUUACACACUGAUUUGGAGAGCAUCGCCUGUUUAGUUUCUGUUGCAGUUGCAGUCACAGUCACAGCCAAGGGCUUAAAAAAGAAAUGGCAGUGAUUAAGAAGUUUGGGGAUGAACACAGCAAAUUGUUGGACCAAUACGAGAUAUUGAGCUUUGAAGCGCGGCUAAACCAAGCAAUGUUGGAGAGGAGUCUCUCAGAGCCGAGGACGCUGAGGUCUCAACCGCGGGCUCUAUUCGCUGGCUCUGGCUUAGACUCAGGCUUAGUUCAACUACCAUACUUGGUAACCACUACUAAUCAUCCCAAAAAAGGACGCCGUGGAUCCACAUUCAACUUCAAGAACAUACUCAACAAGUUACUCAAACCCAUUUUGGAGAGGAAUAGUACAAAGAAGGAACUCCCACAUUCCAGAAACUCCAUGUCCUGGAAAACCCUCAGUAAAUCCAUGCGCCUUUGAUAUUUUUAAUCUUGUCAAUCUGCCUUCUUGCCUUGCUUUCCCUUAUCUUGUCGGCCAACGGUAGCUAAUGCUCAUGAUGUACUAAGCCUAGGACUAACCUUGUGUAAAAUGCAAUCAAGAUAAUGCAUAUCAAUCAAUCACGCUUUUAAGCGAUUAACAAGAUUUUCUGCAAACAAUAUUCGGAUAAUUGAUGUGCAUUAGCGAUUCUGUUAUGUUUUUCCUCUUUAUAUUUUGUUUCAACCCUACUCCUUGACGAUUUUGGGCCGUUCUUGCUAUCGAAGCCGAGAGUGGGUUAGGCCCAAACAACUUCCAUCUUUGACCCUUCAUUCUCCAAUCUCCACAUUUCUGGAGAGUGGAGAUAGGGACCAAACCGAAGUUCAGUUCAGUCGCCGUGAUGCCGUAUGAGAGCCACACCAACUUCAGCUUCUCAUCCAAUCAUCUUUGCUUCCUUUGAAAUCCCAAACAUAAGCGAAUGCAUCUCGCCCUUCCCCCCUCUUUCUUCACAACUCGUCCACUCUCUUAUACAUAUACGCCUUUCGCUGCCAACUUCUGUGGAGAAUAUAGCAGGCUAAGCGCCAAUAAACAAUCCCAUUCCAUCGACACCGGCCAGCAUAGUUUCACUCACAACGCUCAUGCCUCACCCUUCAAAUUGGAGAUUGAGAUCCCCACUAGGGUGACGAGAAUUAAAUCACUGCCAAUACCGUCCGAAGAAGGGACUGAAAUUUUCAUCAUGUCUCAGAAACGCACUGAGAUUCGAAACGUAUCUGAAUUCAAUGACCGGUUAAUGGAUUUCGUCUCAGAAAAUGAGCUCGAUCUUGCCCUGAAACUGUUGUCUAAUAUAUCAUCUUACGGUUUGGUCCCAAAUUCUAGAACAUUUUCCAUCAUGAUAAGGGGCUAUUGCAAGAAAGGAGAAUUGGAAACUGCGGGCAAGGUUUUAGAGCAAAUGGUGGGAAGGGGUCAUAACCCAAACGAUGCAACCGUCACGGUUCUCGUGAAUGCUUUCUGCAAAAGGGGUAAAACGCAGAAAGCUUUAGAAAUGGUUGAGAUGGUGGGAAGGAUUGGACGCAAGCCAACCGUCCAGACAUACAAUUGUUUGUUGAAAGGCCUAUGCUACGUUGGGAGAGUGGAAGAGGCAUGCGAAAUGGUGACGGAAAUGAAGAAGGAUAGGUUGAUACCUGACAUUUACACGUAUACGGCUCUUAUGGAUGGCUUGUGUAAGGUAGGCCGAUCAGACGAGGCAAUGGAAUUGCUCAUUGAAGCAGAGGGAAAUGGUUUAAAACCAAGUGUAGUCACUUUCAACACCCUCUUCAAUGGCUACUGCAAGGAGGGCAGGCCAGUGGAUGGAAUCUAUGUGCUGAACAAAAUGAAGCAAAUUAACUGUACGCCCGAUCGCAUUACCUAUACUACUCUGCUACACGGACUCAUAAAAUGGGGUAAAAUCCGAAUAGCCUUGAGUACAUACAAGGAAAUGGUUAGCUCAGGCCACACCAUCGAAGCAAAAAUGAUGAAUACCUUCAUGAGAGCAUUAUGCAGGAGAUCCUGGAAUGAAAAGGACCUACUUGAAGAUGCCCAUCAAGUGUUCGAGAAAAUGAAGGACGACUAUCAAGUUAUUGAUCAGAGUACAUAUGGCCUGCUUAUCCAAGCACUCUGUUCAGGAAACAUGAUUUCGGAGGCUCUGGCAAAUUUGCAUCAUAUGAUUGAAAAAGGGUACUCUCCAAGAGCGAUUAUCAUUGACGUUGUUGUUCAAACCCUUUGUCAUAGAGGAAGCGUCGAUGAAGCAUUGCUUGUUUUGGGGCAUGGAAUCCCUUUCAGAAGAUUUUCUUUUGACUUGAUAAUUGAUGAACUAAAUAAACAAGAAAUGAGGUUUAGUGCUUGUAACGUAUAUGGUUUGGCUUUGAAACGAGGUGUUAACCCCACGAAGACCCCAAGAUAAGCAAACAUGUACAAAUUGCCCAGCCGAGUAAAUGAUGUUUCAUUUCAUGCGCUAUCAUUUUUAGGUCGAAAA
Benincasa hispida (wax gourd) is the source of this 2926-nucleotide messenger RNA. NCBI's taxonomy places the organism in Eukaryota, Viridiplantae, Streptophyta, Magnoliopsida, Cucurbitales, Cucurbitaceae. The record is from RefSeq and is a predicted model, not a curated record.